AUGGAAGACGAGGAAAAGACUAAAAACACGUCCCAACAUGCCGCAGAAGGUGGAGUCCUCGGAGCAACCAAAAAUGCGGCUCGCUACGUUGUUAAAACCGGCGGAAGAAAAUCGAAUAUCGUGAAUGUUUACGACAAGGCUGCCAUAUCGUCACGCGGAAACCCGAAAUGGUUCGCGAGAAUCGAUAAGCCACAUGGCAAUGUUCAAUAUCAUCAUGUGAAUGUGAACAAGGCGAUUACCGGUGUCCCAGAUCCACACAUUCCGAUUUCUCAAGCCACUGCACAUGCUGCUGGAGCAGCAGGAUCAGUUAUGAAUGUUGUUAACAAAGUCGCUCCGGCUCUGGCUGCCGUUUCGGUUGUUGUCGAGACAGUUCAAUUCGGCGGCGCUGUUUUCAAAGACAUUGAAAACGGUUCCACCAGAAACACACUUCAAAAAACAGUAUCUACUGCUGCGGCGACCGCUGGAGGAAUGUCUGGAUUUUCUGCUGGCGCUGCCAUCGGAACCGCCGUUCUCCCGGGUAUCGGAACAAUUGUUGGCGGACUUUUUGGUGCAAUCUUUGGAGGUGCCACUGCAGGAGCAUGCGCUGAAGAAGCCAGUGAGAAAACAAGAAACGUUUUCCAACAUGCCGCUGAAGGUGGAGUCAUCGGAGCUUACAGAAAUUCUGCUCGCUAUGAUAUAAGGAUUGGUGGAAGAAAAUCGAAUAUCGUAAAUGUUUACGACAACGCUGUUAAAUCGUCACGUGGAAAUUCGAAAUGGUUCGCGAGAAUCGAUAAGCCACAUGGAAAAGUUCCAUUCUACCAUAUCAAUGUCAAUAAGGCGAUUACCGGUGUCAAGGAUCCACAUAAUAAAAUUUCUUCUGAAACUGCAAAGCUUGAUGUUGGAGCCGGACGAGUUUUGAAUGUUGUUAACAAGAUGGCUCCGGCGAUGGCUGUCGUUGCGGUUGCCAUCGAGACUGUUCAAUUCUAUCGCGCCGUUGCCAAAGACAUUGAAAACGGUUCUACCAGAAACACACUACAAAAAACAGUGUCUACCGCUGCGGCGGCCGUCGGAGGAUACUCUGGAUAUUCAGCUGGCGCUACAAUCGGAACAGUAUUUCUCCCGGGUGUUGGAACCAUGGCAGGUGGACUUUUUGGUGCAAUUUUGGGAGGAGCCGGUGCUGGAGCGUAUGCUGAAGGAGCUAGUGAAAAAUAUUUCGAUUCGGUCAGCCUUGGAAUCGAUCAUCCGAAGUGCAAAAAGUGUCGACAAGAAUUUAAGCGGUAUCGAUACAAAGAGGGACAUCAACAAUUGUGUCUGAAGUGCCGUUGA
Molecule: messenger RNA, 1305 nt
Organism: Caenorhabditis remanei
Lineage: Eukaryota; Metazoa; Nematoda; Chromadorea; Rhabditida; Rhabditidae
Exons: 5
Coding region: 1-1305 (434 amino acids)
Source: RefSeq, a predicted model, not a curated record